AUGGCAAACAUGGCAAUGUUUCUGUUUGCGUGUGUCGGUGCCAUCUUGACUACCGGCAUGGAGAUCCCCGCUACAGACCAAGCAGAUGAGUCAUGCGCAUUGCAGAGCAAAGCCUCGGACCACGUGACGGAGAAGCUGGAGACCUCGGAGGAGCCACUUGCAGCAACGCAAGCAGCAACGCAAGUGACGUCCGAAUCCGGAAGUGGUGCAACACAUUCACCUCCUCCCCCAUCAGGCAUAAGGGCAAAGGGCUGGCGAAUCACCGCCAUCAAGCCUUCUGAAGCGAUGUGGGGAUGGGAUGUGAAGCAGGUGCAGUUCCUGACCGACACAGGUGACGAACUCAUGCCAUUGCCUCCUUUGGGAUGCGCAACUGUUUCCAGUGGCACGGUUGAAGUCGAGGGAUGGGAGCCUGAGAAUGCGUUCAGGUACGAUAUUGAUGCGAAAUGGGGCGGUCGCAAGGAUGCGAGUGGAAGCUUCUACAUUGGGGUCCAUUGCCCCACUGCGGUGAAGUUGGGGGAGGUGAGGCUUCAACAAGAGCCUCAUCCGUCGAGCCCACCUGUUGACCAGGUGAAGAUUGAAUUCACCAUGGAUGGUUUCGGUGGGAGUACUCAAUGGCAUAAGUUCUGCGAGGUGUCAAUCAGCCAAAACAGCUUGGAGCCGAUAUGGUUUCUCGGAAUUCUCUAUUACGUUGAGGCUUGCCACAUGUGCAAUAAGAACUGGUGUGCCGGACCGUACAUGCAGCACGACACCUACGUUGAAGUUGAUCAUGCGAAAGGACCUUCCUUGGCAGAUGCGCCUGAGGGCUGCGGCGUGAUCACCUCCGAUACCAGGAUGGCCCGCAACCCCGAGACAGGAGCAAUCUACGCCCUGGUUCCUUUUUCAAGCCCAUGUGAUUGCACCACGGAGUGGAUGAGCGGACAUGUUCAUGUGGGCCUCAAUGGUUGUGCGGCUCACAACCAUGAUGGGGAAAUGUGGUGCUACGUUGUCGGAGGAAGGAACUGCUGGCAGGCAAGAAAGUCUGCGCGGUUUCCUGGCGCAUUUUUUAUUUCUGGGUGCACGCCUUCCACUCAGUCCACUCCAAAACAGGUACUUGGCCGCCCAUUAACCCUGAACGGCAAGACCUUGCUGGCUGCUGCCACUGCAACGCGUGAGGUCAAGGAUUUGGCUGAUGGGUGGGGAUUCCCCGCCAGUAACUUGGGUCACCCAAUGCUGUCAGCAGUGAGCGGCAGAGCUGCGCAUAUGCCUCAGGAAUUGCUGGAGGAAGCCCUGCGUGGCUUUGGCGCCGGAAAUCCAUUCCCAGAGGCAACCGGCACUCUGGCGAUGGAAUCGCAACUCCCGCACAUGCUUGCUGUGGCACAAGCGGAGCUUGCCAGUGCGGGUCCUGAGGAGCGUGAGCAUUGGAAGGAAGCGGGCUUGGCAGAGCAUGCGUCAGUUGGUUCCUUUGCGAAGCUUUGCUUGGAGUUGCUUGUUGCAGGAGCACCGCCAAGGUUGUUGCGCCGCGCCAUCAAGGCGCAGGAGGAGGAACUUGUGCAUGCUCAUCUGUCUCUGGGCCUUUUGCGUGGUGCAAACCAUGAACUCCAAUCGCCCACUGUCUUCAAAAGCUUGAGGGUCGACCUCGCCAAUGCUACCCAGACAGAUGGCCACGGUGGCUUUGCCAUCGAACGCUUGGACCUCCCAGAACACAGCUUUGAAGUACGGCGUGACUUUGUUGCGCUCCGAAAUGCCGCCAUCGAGGAGGGUCUCAUCGGCGAGGGCCGUGCGGCGCUUCGGCUCUUCCAGCGCUCUCUUGAAACUCUGCAUGGCCAGAGCGAGGGUAAGCUGGAUGGCGGCGAGGUGUUGUCGGAAGGCCGCCGGGCUCUUGCGAAGAUCGUUUGGGCGAUUGCGAACGAUGAGGCGCGCCACGCCGCAUUGGCCAUGGAGACCAUUGAGUGGCUUUCGGGGAGAGACAGCAGACCACAGGCACAGCUGCCCAAAGUGCAGAUCAGCUCAGGGACUGUGGUCGUGCAGGAGGUUGCAUAA
Messenger RNA from Symbiodinium natans, 2019 nucleotides. Lineage: Eukaryota; Dinophyceae; Suessiales; Symbiodiniaceae. The record is from the annotation of a GenBank genome assembly.